Molecule: messenger RNA, 936 nt
Organism: Sphenostylis stenocarpa
Lineage: Eukaryota; Viridiplantae; Streptophyta; Magnoliopsida; Fabales; Fabaceae
Source: the annotation of a GenBank genome assembly
AUGUUUAUGUUUCAAAUGAAACAGCGAAACGAUAUUCCCUCUCACGGUAAUUUAGUUAUAACCGCGAGAAUUGAAAUCACAUGGUUGCGCGAGAUGAAGCCAGAGAACCUUUUGCUAUUGCGCCACCGCAGCGAGAAGUGCACCGUGGGUUGUCCCGUACUGGAUCGCUGCCUCGGCGGCGGCGUCCCCUGCCACUCUAUCACGGAGUUCGUCGGCGAGAGCGGCUCCGGCAAGACGCAGCUCUGCCUCCAACUCGCCCUCUCCGCCCAACUACCCUCUUCCCGCGGCGGCCUCUCCGCCUCCUCCAUCUUUAUCCACACUGAGUUCCCUUUCCCCUUCCGCCGUCUCCGUCAUCUCUCACGCGCCUUCCGCGCGUCGCACCCCGACCUCCCCGACCCCUGCGACCGCGUUUUCGUACGCGCCGUCCACACUGCUGACGAGCUUCUCCACUUAAUUCCAACCAUCGAGACGUUCCUCUUGCACUCUCGAUCUCGGUGGCGGCCAGUGCGAAUCAUCGUCAUCGAUUCCAUCGCGGCUCUGUUCCGCUCCGAUUUCGAGAACACGGGAUCAGACCUCCGACGCAGGUCUUCGCUGUUCUUCGGAAUCUCAGGCGGAUUGCGGCAGUUGGCAAAGAGGUUCGGGCUGGCGGUGGUGGUGACGAAUCAGGUCGUGGAUUUUAUCGGAGAUGGUGAUGUAAGGGUUGGGAAUUUGAGUAAUGGGCUAUAUUCGUCGGGCCGACGGGUUUGCCCUGCGUUGGGCCUGGCUUGGGCCCAUUGUGUUAACUCGAGGGUAUUUUUAUCGCGUGAUGAGGAUGGGCCUGUGAGAAGGAGGAAAAUGAGUGUUGUGUUCGCUCCCCAUUUGCCGCAUUGUUGUUACGAGUAUGCUAUUAAAGGAGAAGGCGUUUUUGGCGUCGACAUGCAGCGGGAACAAGAUUAA